AGCAGCUUGUGAAGGAAUGAGGCUCAUCAGGUUGGACUGGUUGGACUGCUUUCAGAGUGGAGGAGGAUCUGCUGUAGAAAAUCACAAUAUCUGACGGUCAGAGGUUCCGCUGUAGAGAAUAAAGAGUAAAGUUUGUGUUAGGAACCUGAAGACGAUGGCCGUGAAUCUGAGUAAGAACGGUCUUUCACUCAUGGAAGCUUAUAAAGAAGUGGUGGACGGAAAGAUGGACACCAACUGGGCUUUGUUCACUUAUGAAGGAAACACUAAUGAUAUUCGUCUGGCAGAGAAGGGAGAUGGGGGAUUAGAGGAGAUGGUGGAGGAGCUGAACAGUGGGAAGGUGAUGUACGCUUUCUGUCGAGUCCAGGACCCAAACUCUGGUCUGCCCAAAUAUGUCCUCAUAAACUGGACAGGUGAAGGUGUGAAGGACUCCAGAAAAGGAACAUGUGCCAACCACGUGAGCUCGAUGGCCAACUUCCUGAAGGGAGCCCAUGUGACCAUAAACGCCCGCGGAGACGACGACGUGGAACCAGAGACCAUCCUGGAGAAAGUGUCCAAAGCGUCCGGAGCCAACUUUCAUUUCCACAAACCGACAGAAUACAGAGAUGCUCCGAGAGGAGCCGUGGGUUCUGUGUAUCGGAAGGUGAACGCCGUGGAGGAAAUUCAACAAACCAAGAAAGACGACUUCUGGGUUCAAACUCAGCGGGACGAAGCAGUUCGUCAACAGGAGGAGAACAAACGACUGCAGCAGGAGAGACAGACGAUGGAGAUGGAGAGGAGGGAGAUGGAGGAGAAGCAGACCAAGGAGAGGGAGAAGAGAUUCAAGGAGAGAGCUCAGCAGAUCGAACAGGAGAAGAUUCAUCAGAAGCAGAAAGAAGAAGAGGACAGAGAGACGGAGCGGCAGAGACAUAACCUGCAGGAAAAUGGAAACAGGAAGUCGGGCCUCAACAUCGCUGCGUCGGUGCAGAAAGCUAAUGAGGCCAAAUCCCUGAUUUCUCAGAGGUCAUUUAACCCCAGAGACGUGUUCAAGCAGAGGGAGCAGAGCUUUGAGUCUCCGGCAUCCGGACCAGGUGGAACAAGACCAGGUGCAUCCAGAUCAGGUGCAUCCAAACCAGGGAAGUCCUUUCAGAGAGAAACUUUGCUGCAACCUCAGUCUCCGAUUGCUCCAGCUGUGGUCCCCCUGUCUCCUGUCUCACCUGUCUCACCUGUUUCACCUCCCUCACCUGUGCUGUCUCACUCACCUGCUGCACCACCAGAGACAACUGGCUCACCUGUUCCAGCUGAAGACACUACUUACACAGAAGAGGAGGAGUGGUCUGAUGAGUUUGAAGACGAUGGAGAUGAAGCUCCUCCUAAAGACUUGUACGAGGCAGCUAAUCCAGCAGCGACAGACGAGGACCUGUAUGAAGAUGUUUACCAGCAGAACUUCUCCUCAGCCGGAGACGGUGAUGUUAAGAAGGACAUCACUGCCAGAGCUCUGUACGACUACCAGGCUGUUGACGACACUGAGAUCACCUUUGACCCUGAUGACAUCAUCACGGGGAUCGAGAUGCUGGAUGAGGGUUGGUGGAGAGGAUACGGACCUCACGGGAACUACGGCAUCUUCCCGGCCAAUUAUGUUGAGCUUCUGUAG
Anoplopoma fimbria (sablefish) is the source of this 1630-nucleotide messenger RNA. Its product is annotated as drebrin-like protein A. The record is from RefSeq and is a predicted model, not a curated record. Gene Ontology annotation, biological process: positive regulation of axon extension; regulation of actin filament polymerization; neuron projection morphogenesis. Bases 155 to 1630 code for a protein of 491 amino acids. Gene Ontology annotation, cellular component: lamellipodium; cortical actin cytoskeleton; postsynaptic membrane. Lineage: Eukaryota; Metazoa; Chordata; Actinopteri; Perciformes; Anoplopomatidae. The transcript is spliced from 15 exons. Gene Ontology annotation, molecular function: actin filament binding.